AUGGUGGAGCACAGUGGACUCGACGUGAAGUUCCAGAACAAAUACUGCACCAGCUCUACCUCAUCCUCCUCCUCCUCCUCCUCCUCAUCUUCCUCCUCUCAGAUGAAGAUGGUAAACGUUCUCCGUUUUAGUCUGACCAGGAAGUACCCUCAGAAGAACGGCGAGGUGCUGAGCGCUCAGUACGGCAUUAACCUGCUGCUGGUGGGCCUGGCGCUCAUGCUGGCCAUGGCGUACGGCGGCCCCGUCGUUACCGAGGACACCGUGCUGGCGUUUCUUUCCACCCUCAUGCUGGCGCAGUUGCUCUGGAUGAUCUGCUAUGUGGCCCGCAGGGAGCGCAGACAAAACGCCCCGCCCGAGAGAGAUGCCCACGGUGCCACCAGCUGGAUUAGAGGAGGUUUAACUCUGUUGGCGCUGCUCUCUCUGAUUAUGGAUGCGUUUCGGGUGGGAAACUUUGUUGGGUAUCAGCAGUGUGUGUCUCCUGUACUGGGGGUUUAUCCUGUGGUCCACGCCCUACACACCGUCUCACAGGUUCAUUUUCUCUGGUUUCACAUUAAAGACGUCAUCAAGCGCCAUGAAACAUCUGAAAGGUUCGGGGUGAUUCAUGCUGUGUUCACUAACCUGUUGCUGUGGAGUAACGGUGUGAUGACUGAAGCUGAACACGCGCUUAACGACCACAAGAGGAGAUUAUCAGCUAUCGGGUACUUCAACUUUACCUGGGAAGCCAGCGUGCCGGGUUGUAACUGCACCACGAGUGCGUGCUCCAUGUUCAGCAGCAGUCUCUAUUAUCUCUGUCCCUUUAAUAUCGAGUAUCACAUCUUCGUCUCCGCUCUGCUCUUCGUCAUGUGGAAGAACAUCGGCCGCACCCUCGACCGCCUGACCAAUCAGAAAGCGCCGCCCUUCGCCCCCUCACUGACGGCUUUAGGGGACGGGCCCUUCCUGCUGCUCGGCCCCACCCUCGGCCUCUUAGCGCUCGCCAGCGCCAUCACCGUGCUGGUGAUCUACAUCAUCCACGUGGAGGAGUCGUUAGCGUCGCGCCACGCCACCAUCUCCAUGUUCUACUGUUUCGAGAUCGUUAUCCUCGCGUGCAUGAGCGCCGCCGCCGCCGUCGGUCUUUUCAUCUACCGCCUGGAGGACCGGCCCAUGGACACGGCCCCCAAUCCGGCGCGGACGCUGGACGCCAAGCUGCUGCUGGGCUCCUCGGUGGGGUCCUGGCUCGUGUGCUGGUGCAGCGUGGUCGCCGUGGGCGGAGCCAACAUCUCGCCUGGAUACAGGUGGACCAAUCUGGCGUACUCGCUGAUUUUGGUUCUGGAGAAGUGCGUCCAAAACCUGUUCGUCGUCGAGUCGCUGUACAGACGACCGCAAGAGCCUGAUGAAAGCCCCGCCCACUUCACCAACCACAACGCCGCCCACGGAAACCAGAAGAUCUUUGCGAUGUACGACGGCAUCGUUAACCGGGCGUACGAACCUCCAGACAAACACUGUGAGAACGAGCGACAGGAGUACAGCAGGAACAACGGAGACGCAUCACUUCCUGUGGAGACCGGGGUGCACAGGAAGAGGCAGAUCCUGAAAAACAUCGCCAUCUUCCUGUUCAUGUGCAACAUCUCAUUAUGGAUCCUGCCUGCGUUCGGGUGUCGGCCUCAGUUUGAUAACGGUUUAGAAGAGGCGUCGUUCGGGUUCCCGAUCUGGAGCACGGUGCUGAACUUCGCUCUUCCCAUGAGUCUCUUCUAUCGCAUGCACUCGGUCGCCGUGCUCUUCGAAGUCUUCCGCAAAAUCUAAGCUCCACCUCCUGAUGGUUGGCCGACCUCGUUCUCCAGGUUCUACGUCAUGAUCUGAAGAACCCAGAAGAUCUCCAUCAAGUUCUCAGAAGCAGAAUUCGAUUACAGCUUUUUUUUCUUUUUCAUCUCUUUUGUGAUUGGACAGUCAGGGGGGCGGUAGGAUUUCUCUCUGAUGUGAUUGGACUAAAAUAAGUUUUGACAUGAAACCUUCUGAUUGAGUCUCAAAUAUUGAGUUUUUGUUUGUCAAUAAUGAUUUUUAUUCCCCUGAUGCACGACGCCCCCUGUUGGUACACUCCACACACACACUCCAUACACACUGUACACACACUCCGCUCCUCAGCUCCGGCGGUGCUCUGAAGUUCUCUCAGUAGGAGUGUGUUAGUGGUUUUUGGUGCUAAUGUGAACAGCACACAGAUUCUCCACCAGCUUCAGGUUUCUACAAAGAUUUCUGAUUUUAUU
This is a messenger RNA of Trichomycterus rosablanca, 2237 nucleotides long. RefSeq names its product otopetrin 1 (gene otop1). NCBI's taxonomy places the organism in Eukaryota, Metazoa, Chordata, Actinopteri, Siluriformes, Trichomycteridae. The transcript is spliced from 6 exons. Gene Ontology annotation, molecular function: proton channel activity. The record is from RefSeq and is a predicted model, not a curated record. Bases 1 to 1779 code for a protein of 592 amino acids. Gene Ontology annotation, biological process: inner ear morphogenesis; proton transmembrane transport. Gene Ontology annotation, cellular component: membrane.